This is a messenger RNA of Pungitius pungitius (ninespine stickleback), 1786 nucleotides long. RefSeq names its product beta-1,3-galactosyl-O-glycosyl-glycoprotein beta-1,6-N-acetylglucosaminyltransferase 4-like. The transcript is spliced from 2 exons. Gene Ontology annotation, cellular component: membrane. Lineage: Eukaryota; Metazoa; Chordata; Actinopteri; Perciformes; Gasterosteidae. The record is from RefSeq and is a predicted model, not a curated record. The coding region runs from base 348 to 1634 and encodes 428 amino acids. Gene Ontology annotation, molecular function: acetylglucosaminyltransferase activity.
CUCCCGCACGAGAAAGUGGAGGCAGCCUGAAGUUCACAGUUGCUUUUGUUCUCCUUCCCGUGCCUUGCGGUUUGUUCGGUCGAACAGUGCGUGUCAGUCCGGAGCGCGAGGAGCGCGCGUCCCGCCUCCACGAGCCGCCCGAGCCGCGCGUAAAAUGAGGAAACAACAGAAGUUUUAUGCUUUCGCUUACGUUUGUUCCAGGAGGCGUUAACUUCUAGAAUCACAUUGAGAAGUUUGACACGGAACCCGAUGCAUGGAUGGUGGAUUCCUGCUCGUUUUUCCAUUGAACAACUUUUAGGGACGUGACUGGCGCGGUUUGCGGAUCGAUUCCUGCAGCAAAGAAAAGAAUGAAACCAAGAUGCGGCAUCUGCUCCGUCUUCCUCCUGUGUUUUUGGAUCCUCUGCGUCGUGCUGGUGGUGAGAGUGAAGUACGUCGCAGAGGACUUCAUUCCGUCCCCGACCUCAGAAAACCACCUGCAACCAUCACUAUAUGACAAGUAUAACAUUAACUGCCAGGCUAUAUACGACUUGGACCCAGUGGAGGUGGAUAAGUCGAUGGUCAUCAGGCGGAAACUAGUUGUGGAGGAUCAAGAGGAAGCUCUGGUGAACCUCACCUUUAACUGCUCGUCAUUCAUCGAGUCCAGAGGUUACGAUGACGUGUGCGUCUCCGAGGAGGAGAGAGACUUUCCUCUGGCUUACUCUCUGGUUGUGCACAAAUCUGCCGUGAUGGUAGAGAGACUCAUCAAGGCGGUGUACACCCCCACAAACAUCUACUGCAUCCACUAUGACCAAAAGUCUCCGGCGCUGUUCAUCUCGGCCAUGGAGGGUCUGGCCCGCUGUUUGCCCAACGUCUUCAUCGCCUCCAAGCGAGAGGCCGUCUACUACGGAGGCAUCAGUCGACUGAAAGCCGAUCUCAACUGCCUGUCCGACCUCCUGGUGUCAGACGUCAAGUGGAAGUACGUCAUCAACCUCUGUGGCCAAGAUUUCCCCCUCCGGUCCAACAUCGAGCUGGUGUCGCAGCUGAGGGGGUUGAACGGAGCCAACAUGCUGGAGACGAGCCGACCCAGCGACACAAAGAGGCAACGCUUCACCUUUCACCACAAGCUGAAGCACGUCAAGUUUGAAUACAAGUGGAUGCCAGUGAAGACGUGGCGGAAGAAGAGCCCGCCGCCGCACGGCAUCGAGGUGUUCGCCGGCAACGCCUACUUCGUCCUGUCGCGGGACUUUGUCGCGCACGUGGACUCCUCGGCGGCGGUUAAAGACUUCCUGGCCUGGUCGGAGGACACCUACAGCCCGGACGAGCACUUCUGGGCCACGUUGGCCCGCCUGCCGGGCGUCCCCGGCGAGGUGGCCCGAGCGCGGCCCGACAUCACGGACCUGGAGAGCAGGACCCGGCUGGUGAAGUGGGAGUACCUGGAGGGCAGCUUGUACCCGCCCUGCUCGGGGAGACACGUCCGCAACGUCUGCAUCUACGGGGCGGCGGAGUUGCGUUGGCUGCUCAACUACGGCCACUGGUUCGCCAAUAAGUUUGACCUCCAGACGGACCCCGUUGUGGUCCAGUGCCUGGAGGAGAAGCUGGAGGAAAAGCGAAAGUUGUUCCAGUCCGUGGCCUCUCCGAACUGUCGCGAGGGUUAACUGAACCAGGGACAAUUCGGAUGGUCGGUUCCCUUUGGCAACUUUUAGGAGAAAAUGACUUCUAUUCCCUCAGUAAACAUGGUAAACAUGAGUUUGCGGUCUCAGUUUCUACUUUUAAGUUCAAGACUUAAUUCAGUAAAUUGUGGUUUACU